AGCCCUUGUCAUGUGCUGUAGCCGAGGCAGUGGAGCACCAGCCAUAGCGGCAGCAGCAACAACACGGAGCAGCAAGUCAUUUAGUCAGACUGCACCAUUUUCUCCUCACCCUGCAUAGAGGUGCAGCUGCAAUCAGAUGCAAUAAGUCACCUCCCCUUCCCCCCUCCCAAGUGGCUUCUUCCUGGCUUCUGUCAGAGGGACACGAGCUGUCUGGAGGAGCCCCCAGAGACUGGCAAUUCGGUGAGGUGUUUCUAAAGGAUGGAUGUGUCAACCGGUCCGAGCCUGGUGGGCACUGGUGGGCGUGGGAUGGCUGAAGAGAUCCCCUACCACCAGGGACCUCUCACCUGGUAGCUGCGUGCGUGUGUAUAUACGUGUGCGCCCACUGGUACGUGUUGCCGGUAUGUCUUUGCCAAAGGAGUGGGCUGGGGACAUUUGGAUGCUCUGCUGAGUUAUGGGUGCUGCAGAGGCUGGAGCAAGACGGUGACCUAUCAGGGGGCAGAGGAGUGGAUUUUACUGAGAGUGCUUCUAGCUGCCAGCCAUUGCCCUGACAGGGACAAAAAAAAAUCCACCCACAAAUUCAUCCGAGAUCUCUGAUCACCUGGAUUGCUGCUUGGUGGAAACCGAUUCUCAGCAGCUGCUGCUGCCCUGCGCUUUUCCUUCUGCAAGAUGGCUCAUGCUGCUGCUUCCAUUAAAAAAGUUCGGGAGGCUGAACUCGAAGAGAGGGAGAAAAACCUUGAGAGGGAGAGGAAAAAGCAGCGGAAAGUCCCUAGGGAGCGAAUAGAACGGAAAAGAAAGUCUGAUAGCAAUGCAAGUUUUCUCCGAGCUGCCAGAGCUGGCAAUCUGGACAAAGUGGUGGAAUUUCUGAAAGGUGGAAUAGACAUCAAUACCUGCAACCAGAAUGGACUCAAUGCUUUGCAUCUGGCUGCCAAAGAAGGCCAUGUGGGUCUGGUCCAGGAGCUACUGGAGAGGGGGUCAUCGGUGGAUUCUGCCACUAAGAAAGGGAAUACAGCUUUGCAUAUCGCUUCUUUGGCCGGACAAGCUGAAGUAGUCAAAGUCCUGGUUAUGGAAGGAGCCAGCAUUAAUGCACAGUCUCAGAAUGGCUUCACCCCCUUAUAUAUGGCAGCACAAGAGAACCACAUUGAUGUAGUGAAAUAUUUGCUGGAAAAUGGAGCCAAUCAGAGUACGGCUACCGAGGAUGGUUUCACUCCACUGGCUGUGGCUCUGCAGCAAGGGCACAACCAGGCGGUGGCCAUUCUCCUGGAGAAUGACACCAAGGGCAAAGUGAGGCUGCCAGCCUUGCACAUCGCCGCCAGGAAGGAUGACACGAAAUCCGCAGCGCUCUUGCUCCAGAAUGAUCACAACGCUGAUGUCCAGUCCAAGAUGAUGGUGAAUAGGACAACUGAGAGUGGUUUCACUCCACUACACAUAGCUGCGCAUUACGGAAAUGUUAACGUAGCCACCCUUCUUCUCAACCGAGGAGCUGCUGUGGACUUUACAGCCAGGAAUGGAAUCACUCCUCUGCAUGUGGCUUCCAAAAGGGGAAACACCAAUAUGGUGAAGCUCUUGCUGGAUCGUGGAGGUCAGAUCGAUGCCAAAACCAGGGACGGGCUAACACCGCUGCACUGUGCAGCCCGAAGUGGCCAUGACCAGGUGGUCGAACUUCUUCUGGAACGAGGCGCCCCACUAUUAGCUAGGACCAAGAACGGACUUUCUCCACUCCACAUGGCUGCCCAAGGCGAUCACGUGGAAUGCGUCAAACACCUCCUGCAGCACAAGGCGCCCGUAGAUGAUGUCACCUUGGAUUACCUGACGGCCCUCCAUGUUGCUGCGCACUGUGGACAUUACCGUGUGACCAAGCUCCUCCUUGACAAGAGAGCCAAUCCGAACGCACGGGCUCUGAAUGGUUUUACUCCACUGCACAUUGCCUGCAAGAAAAAUCGCAUCAAAGUCAUGGAACUCCUGGUGAAAUAUGGGGCUUCAAUCCAGGCUAUCACAGAGUCUGGCCUCACACCAAUACAUGUGGCUGCAUUCAUGGGCCACUUGAACAUAGUUCUCCUUCUGCUGCAGAAUGGAGCCUCUCCAGAUGUCACUAACAUUCGAGGAGAGACUGCCCUGCAUAUGGCAGCCCGAGCUGGUCAGGUGGAAGUUGUUCGUUGUCUCCUGAGAAACGGUGCCCUCGUCGAUGCCAGAGCCAGGGAGGAACAGACUCCGUUACACAUCGCCUCUCGCCUGGGUAAAACAGAGAUAGUGCAGCUGCUUCUCCAGCACAUGGCUCAUCCAGACGCCGCCACCACCAACGGUUACACCCCCCUGCACAUCUCUGCCAGAGAAGGCCAGGUUGACGUGGCCUCGGUCCUCUUGGAGGCAGGAGCGGCACACUCCUUAGCUACCAAGAAGGGAUUCACACCACUGCACGUAGCAGCCAAAUACGGAAGUCUGGAUGUGGCAAAACUCCUUUUGCAACGCCGUGCUUCCCCGGAUUCUGCAGGCAAGAAUGGCCUCACCCCACUCCACGUUGCUGCUCACUACGACAACCAGAAGGUGGCGCUGCUGUUAUUGGAGAAAGGCGCCUCUCCCCAUGCUACUGCCAAGAACGGCUACACCCCUUUGCAUAUUGCCGCCAAGAAGAAUCAAAUGCAGAUAGCCUCCACGCUACUCAGCUACGGAGCGGAGACCGACAUCGUGACCAAGCAAGGGGUGACACCGCUUCACCUGGCCUCUCAGGAGGGUCACACAGAUAUGGUGACACUGCUCCUGGAGAAAGGCUCCAACAUCCACAUGACGACCAAGAGUGGAUUGACUUCACUGCAUCUUGCAGCCCAAGAGGACAAGGUGAAUGUAGCAGAUAUCCUGGCCAAACAUGGGGCCAACCAGGAUGCACCAACUAAGCUUGGCUAUACUCCUUUAAUUGUGGCCUGUCACUAUGGAAAUGUGAAAAUGGUGAACUUCCUUUUGAAGCAAGGAGCUAAUGUCAAUGCGAAAACCAAGAAUGGCUACACCCCACUGCACCAAGCGGCUCAGCAGGGUCACACUCACAUCAUCAAUAUACUCCUUCAGCACGGGGCCAAGCCCAACGCCACUACCGCUAAUGGCAACACUGCCUUAGCGAUUGCUAAGCGUCUGGGGUACAUCUCAGUGGUUGAUACUCUGAAGGUUGUUACUGAGGAGGUUACCACCACUACAACUACCGUGACCGAAAAACACAAGCUGAAUGUUCCUGAGACGAUGACGGAAGUUCUUGAUGUUUCUGAUGAGGAAGGCGAUGACACGAUGACAGGAGAUGGAGGUGAAUAUCUAAGGCCCGAAGAUCUGAAAGAGCUAGGAGAUGACUCCCUACCCAGCAGCCAUUUCCUGGAUGGUAUGAACUACCUGAGGUACAGCUUAGAGGGAGGAAGAUCUGACAGCCCUGUGCCCGGCCUUCGGUCCUUCAGUUCAGACAGGUCCCACACCCUGAGCCACGCCUCCUUCCUGAGAGAGAGUGCCAUGAUCGAGGACACGGUGAUGAUCCCGAGCAACCAGGUAUCAUCUCUGGCCAAAGAAGCAGAAAGGAAUUCCUAUCGCCUGAGCUGGGGCACUGAAAAUUUGGACAACGUAGCUCUUUCUUCCAGUCCCAUUCAUUCAGGCCGCACCUCUCCAUGUCUUGAUCGUGACAACAGCAGUUUCCUGGUUAGUUUCAUGGUGGACGCCCGGGGUGGAGCGAUGCGUGGCUGUAGGCACAACGGACUCAGGAUCAUCAUUCCACCUCGGAAAUGUACCGCCCCGACCCGAGUCACCUGCCGCCUGGUCAAGCGCCACAGACUGGCCACGAUGCCCCCGAUGGUGGAAGGAGAAGGUCUAGCCAGUCGCUUGAUUGAAGUUGGACCUUCCGGUGCUCAGUUCCUCGGUAAACUUCACCUGCCGACGGCUCCUCCCCCACUUAAUGAGGGAGAAAGCUUGGUCAGCCGAAUCCUUCAGCUGGGGCCUCCUGGAACCAAAUUCCUUGGGCCUGUGAUCGUGGAGAUCCCGCACUUUGCGGCCUUGCGAGGAAGAGAGAGGGAGCUGGUGAUCCUGCGCAGUGAGAAUGGGGACAGCUGGAAGGAGCACUAUUGUGACUACACGGAGGACGAACUCAAUGAAAUCCUCAACGGAAUGGACGAAGUGCUAGACAGCCCAGAGGAACUGGAGAAGAAGCGCAUAUGCCGAAUCAUCACCCGCGACUUCCCCCAGUACUUUGCGGUGGUGUCCCGCGUCAAACAGGACAGCAACCUGAUUGGGCCGGAGGGAGGGGUGCUGAGCAGCACCGUGGCACCCCAGGUGCAGGCUGUCUUCCCUGAAGGAGCACUAACGAAGAGGAUCCGAGUAGGCCUACAGGCUCAACCUAUGCACAGUGAACUUGUGAAGAAGAUCCUAGGCAACAAAGCUACCUUCAGUCCUAUAGUCACUUUGGAACCUAGAAGAAGAAAGUUCCAUAAGCCAAUCACAAUGACUAUUCCUGUCCCCAAAGCUUCCAGUGAUGGAUUAUUGAAUGGCUUUGGGGGCGAUACACCUACGUUAAGAUUACUAUGCAGCAUAACAGGUGGAACGACUCCAGCUCAAUGGGAAGAUAUUACAGGAACUACGCCAUUAACAUUUGUCAACGAAUGUGUUUCCUUCACAACUAAUGUGUCUGCCAGGUUCUGGUUGAUAGACUGCCGGCAAAUCCAGGAAUCUGUGAGUUUUGCUUCACAAGUGUACAGAGAGAUUAUCUGCGUUCCCUACAUGGCCAAAUUUGUCGUGUUUGCCAAAUCACACGAUCCUAUCGAAGCACGAUUAAGAUGUUUCUGCAUGACAGAUGACAAAGUGGACAAAACCCUAGAACAACAGGAGAACUUUGCUGAGGUGGCCAGGAGCAGAGAUGUGGAGGUAUUAGAAGGAAAACCCAUCUACGUUGACUGCUUUGGCAACCUGGUGCCACUGACAAAGAGUGGCCAACAUCAUAUAUUCAGCUUUUUUGCUUUCAAAGAAAAUAGGCUUCCACUCUUUGUCAAGGUGCGGGAUACAACUCAGGAACCUUGUGGACGACUAUCAUUUAUGAAAGAGCCAAAAUCCUCAAGAGGCCUAAUCCAUCAAGCCAUCUGCAACUUAAACAUUACACUUCCGCUAUAUACAAAGGAAUCAGAGUCAGAUCAAGAACAGGAGGAAGAGGUUGAUAUGACAUCCGAAAAACAUGAUGAUGAGACAGAAUCUACAGAGACAUCUGUCGUGAAAAGCCACCUGGUUAAUGAAGUUCCUGUUUUAGCCAGUCCAGACUUGCUUUCUGAAGUGUCUGAGAUGAAACAAGAUUUGAUCAAAAUGACGGCCAUCUUAAGAACAGAUGCUUCUGAAAAGACAGACUCCAUUAAAGGGAAAGAACCAGUCAAGGCAGCUGAUGAGGAGCCCGGAGAGCCCUUUGAAAUUGUUGAAAGGGUAAAAGAGGACUUGGAGAAAGUGAAUGAAAUCCUGAGGAGCGGAACUUGCACCGGAGAAGACAGCCAAAUGCAGAGGUCGCCAACUGGGAAAGAACCAGUGGAAGAAGAUUGGGUCAUUAUCAGUGAUGAGGAGGUGCAGGAGGCUAAACAAAAAGCCCCUUCAGAAGUCUCUGAACCCCCAUGUGUGGAAAUUCAGAUCAAUAAGGAAACAAGAGAAGAAACCAAGAAGGACCCAACUGGGUUGGUGAAUUUCCUGGUGGAGGAGCUAAAUGCGUACGUGACUCUUCCGGAAAUGCAGCCGCAGAGCGUCCAGAAGGACUUGGCAGGAGAGGCGUUUGAAGCGGUGGUCGUCAGCAGGAGGUCUGAGAAAGAAGAACCGGAUGCUCGGCCAGGCAAGACAGAGGACUCAAAGGAACCACCCAAGCCAACGCUGGAAAUCAAAAAGCCAGUUCGGAGGAAAUUGAAAGAAAAGCAAAAACAAAAAGAGGAAAGCGUACAAGAGAGCAAGGAAGCAGCUGGACUUAAAAAGGGUAGCUCAGAGGAGUCAUUAGAUGAGGAGAAGAAGUUAGCACCUGAAGCCAUUCCCACUGCCCGAGCCGUAUCGCCAUUGGUCGAAGAAACCCCCAUUGGCUCCAUAAAAGACAAAGUAAAGGCUCUCCAGAAGCGAGUGGAAGAUGAACAGAAGGGACGCAGUAAGCUUCCUGUCAGGGUCAAAGGGAAAGACGGCACUGGCCAGGAACCCCCUAAAAAGCCAGUCCAUAGAACACAUCCCCCCGCUUCACCGUCUGCUAAGACUGACAGGCGUCCACCAUUUUCAUCCUCAGCGAAGACAGAAAGGCGUUCUCCUGUUUCCCCCUCCGUGAAAACAGAAAGACAUCAACCCGUUUCCCCCUCCCCUAAGACAGACAGGCGCCCGCCAGUUUCCCCCUCCACGAAGACCGAGAAACACCCAGUGGGGUCACCCUCUGCCAAGUCGGAAAAGCAUCCCUCUGGGUCACCCUCGGCUCGGUCCGAAAAACACCAGCCUGUGUCACCAGCCGGCAAGACAGAAAGGCUUGAAGAGACCAUGUCAGUGCGGGAGUUGAUGAAAGCUUUCCAGUCAGGUCAGGAUCCUUCUAAGCAUAAAACUGGAUUGUUUGAGCACAAAUCAGCAAAGCCAAAGCAGCAGCCAGAAAGAGGCAAAGUUCAGGUAGACAAAGAAAGGGGGCAUGCAUUCACCCACAGAGAAGUCCACAAAUCAGACAGCCAGACAAUCAGACGAGGUCAGAGGUUUCCAGUGGCUGGGGCUUCAGAGUCUAGGCGAGGGGCCCGGGCUUCUGCUGGGGGUCCUAAGCGGGAAGAUGCAGUGGGAGGAAAGGAUAAAAGUCUCGGCCUUAAGGUGGUCGAGCCUCCUCACCCGAUAUCCAAAGAAGAAAGUAUCCCAGAGAGUGGACCCGCCAAGGGGAAGGGGGCCGAUGAGCAAGGUGAUCUGGAUCUCCAGAUCAGCCCAGAUAGAAAAACCUCCACCGACUUCUCGGAGGUCAUUAAAGAAGAGCUGGAGGACAAUGACAGAUACCAGCAGUUCCGACAAUCUGAGGAGACCGAGAAAGCGCAGCUUCACUUAGACCAAGUCCUCACGAGCCCUUUCAAUGUGACUUUCCCUGCCGAUUACGUGCAAGAUGGGUUCCCGCCGGUACUCGCUUUACAGACCAGGGCUUUGGAAGGCAGCUCAGAAAGUCUUAAACACGAAGAGGUGGCAGACUCUCCCUGUGGGAGCCUGAUGGAUGGGACACCUCAGAUUAGUUCAGAGGAAAGCUAUAAACACGAGGGUCUGGCGGAGACUCCAGAGACCAGCCCCGAAAGUCUUUCUUUUUCGCCAAAGAAAACAGAGGAGAAAAUUGAUGAAAUCAAAGGAGUGGCAGAAACCCCCGUGGCAGGAGAGCGCUCCUCUGAAAAAGAUGGGAGCGACGCUUCCGAGAAGCCCCUCGCUGCAGACACUGAGUCCGCUGAGCCGUCAGCCACUAGCUUGCCAGAGGAGGAGACGGCCUCGGCUGAUGCCUCAAGCCCCAAGCAAGAAGGGGAGAAUGCUGACUGCGACGGUUAUGUCGCAGCAAUAUCAAAAGGACCUGCUGAGGAAUCCACGUCUGGCGAAGAUCAGCGUAUCGAAAGUGGUUCGGUUUCCACUGCAGAUCCCGAUAGCGGGGACCGAAGAUCUCCAGCCCCAGAACUCAGGGACUCUGUGGAACCGGCAGAUGCGCCUGACCCCUCCGGCAAGGAAGGGGGCAAUACAGAACUGGAAGAACAGCAUGUGGUUAUCAGAAGUCCUCAAGGACUGGAACUCUCACUUCCUUGCCACGAUAACGAAGGUCUCAGUCCAGUAGCCGAUGAGUCAUUGGCGGUCAGCCACAAAGACUCGUUGGAAGCCAGCCCUGUGCUCGAAGACAACUCCUCCCACAAGACUCCCGAUUCCUUGGAGCCGAGUCCUUUGAAAGAAUCUCCUUGCCGGGACUCCCUUGAAAGCAGCCCGGUAGAACCAAAGAUGCAAGUUGGGAUUCUCACGGGACAGGUCUCUCUUCCACCAGCCCCCACCAAAGCCGAAAUGUUUGCGGAAUUGGCUUCCGUGCGUUCCAGGAUUCUCCGUGACCCCGACGGAAGUGCCGAGGAUGACAGCGUGGAGCAAACGUCUCUCAUGGAGAGUUCAGGGAAGAGUCCCCUUUCUCCCGACACUCCUAGCUCCGAAGAGGUUAGCUAUGAAAUCACUCCCAAAGCAACAGACGUACUCGUUCCCAAGCCAGCUGCGAUACCUGAAUGCACAGAAGACGAGGAUUCAGAAAACGGAGAGAAGAAGCGGUUCACUCCUGAAGAGGAGAUGUUUAAGAUGGUCACCAAAAUCAAAAUGUUUGAUGAACUCGAACAAGAGGCAAAACAGAAAAGGGACUGUAAAAAGGAAUCCAGGCAAGAUGAAUCUCCCACCGAGGCCGAACUGGGGGCCGACUCUCCGGUUGAAACCCAAGAGUCCGAGUGUACAGGUGGCGGAGAAGGUGUGCCUGUGGUAGUGACUUCUGAAAGCCGGAAGGCCUCAUCCUCCUCAGAGAGCGAGCCUGAGUUAAAGCAGCUGAAGAAGGACGCUGACGCUUGUCUCUUGAUGGAGCCAGUCAUCCGAGUGCAGCCUCCGUCCCCGCUUCCGACUGGGGUGGAUUCCAGUUCUAGUCCCGAAGAAACAGAAUUCCAACCUAUCGUUUCCAGGCAUUAUACUUUCAAGAUGGAAGAAGAGAGUCAGGAAGAACCCUCUGAGCCAGCAGUGGAAAAGAAAGGCAGCUCCUCUUUGUCCGGGGAUGACCCGGAGGGGUCUACACCAGCUUCUCCAGUUCCCCUUGCUGAGCCAAGCCCAGGAACCGAAAUGGAGGAGGCGAAGCCAUUGUAUGAGGCUACAAGUCCCAGUGACCCGGCCAUGUCACUUGACCCUCGGUUCUGCGAUGCCAGCGAUGACACUACUGAAGGGACGUUAGAGGCCUGUAAAGACUCCAUACUUCAGGAAGAUACUCACCCAAAUGAUGUGGAUUCAACAGAGGGGCAAAAGCAGGAGGACCCGAGCCCCAAAGCAGAGUCCCCUCGUGAGUACGCUCAUUGCUUGCCCUCAGCCCCUACUUGCUCGGCCUCUGAGAGACAGGAACCAAAAUCCUCCACUCCCUCACCUGACAAAAGCUCUGAGAUGCCUGUGGAAGGUUUUGUGUGUGAGGAUGCCGCAGCGGGUUCUCCAGAAGUUCCCACUGUGCCUCAAUCAGACCAGUUGUCCACAGGAAUCUCUGUCCCUGAAGACUGCCCUACUGAUACAGCUGAGGUCUCCACUCCACAGAUAACCAGCCCUUAUGAAAAUGUCCCCACCCAGGCUUUUUUCUCAUAUGAAGAGACCAGGACCCAUAAUGAAGUCAGACAGAUCACAUCCACAUUUUCCUCAGAGGUACAUUCUGUUACAGUCGAAUCGACGGUGGGGCAGACCUUGGUGACGCCUUCCCUCGGUAGAUCUGCACCGGGAGACGACCCCGAUGGGUAUGGGGAAAGAGGUUCGGACCGAACCGAUUCUCUGGGAGAAGGUCAGACCGGUCAGUCCUUCUCCUCUUCCUUAGCAGAGAGUUCGGCAGUGGCUGGUGGGCAAGUCCACACGGUGAUCAUCACGAAAACGGACGUAGACUGUGAUUCUUGGAGUGCCAUUCGGGAAGAUGAUGAAGCAUUUGAGGCGCGAGUGAAAGAAGAAGAGCAAAAGAUAUUUGGUUUGAUGGUCGACAGACAAUCGCAGGGCACGACCCCGGACUCGACACCAGCCAGAACCCCAACGGAAGAGGGGACCCCCACAAGUGAACAAAACCCUUUUCUCUUCCAAGAAGGGAAGUUGUUUGAGAUGACCCGGAGUGGAGCCAUUGAUAUGACCAAAAGGUCCAUGGCUGAUGAAGGUUUCCACUUUUUCCAAAUUGGGCAGCCAUCUAGCCAAGAGGUUCCUUCUGAGGAAAUGAAAGACGGGGCCACCCAAAUGGAUACCCCGCAGGUGGAGAGACCCCUGGAACCACCAGCUCCUGCAGAAUCACAGGAAGGGGAGGUGCAUGAAGCGGACUCACUUCCGGAGGACUCCAGGGAGGACAUGGAGGAAAUGUCUGCCACUGAUGCUGGUGACCCGAAAGCAGAACUUAAAUCUAGAAUUCCAAUUAAGAUGGGUGUUUCGGCUUCCUCAAAAUCAUCAGCAGGAGAGGCGACAUCCCCUGAUGCCCCAGAAGGAGAGUCCUUCUCCACUGUGGAGGCUGGUGAUUUGCCACCCAACAGCGAUGCUCCGGUGCCUUGCCCUGACUCUCCAGAGCCUGUUGUGGAAGUCCAGUUCAAUUUUUCCAAGGUGACCAGGUCUGUAUAUUCCGAACAAGGCGAUGAGUCUCCGGAUUCCUCACCAGAGGAGCCAAAGUCUGUGAUUGAAAUCCCAGCUUCAGCCACAGAGAGUGUGCCUUCCACCGAAAGCAAAUCCAAAAUUCCCAUCCGAACGACACCAGCGGCUUCCCAAUCAUUGCAGCCCUCAGAAAGUGAGCCCUCUCUCUCCGAGGUUUCCCCCGACAGCCCGUGUGGUGAAAGUAAGGAUGAUGAAGCCAAACCAAAGUCAAAAAUUCCCAUCAAAGCGUCCUUCCAAAGAGUCGAGGAACAGUUUACAUACACAGAAGUGUCUGUCCAGAAAACAGAGUCCUCUCUUGCCCUAGACACAUCAAGCCAAACACCGGAUAAUCGAAGCAAAUCGGAAUCGGAUGCGAGCCGGGACUUCAGGACUAAGCAAGCAAUAAAGUCGAGAAGUUUUGCCGAGGUGGAAGCAGAGACCGGACAGUGGCCAGGUGAAAUGCAACUUGAGUUAGAAACUGAUGAGGGGACUAUGAGACCAAAGAUGUUUUCUUCAAGGCUGCCCGUUAAAAGCCGAAGCAUCUCAUCCUCCCACAGCGCCAUUAGCCCCACAAACGAAAGUAAGGAGCACUUCUUUGACCUAUACAAAAACUCUAUCGAGUUCUUUGAGGAAAUUAGCGAUGAAGCCUCCAAACUAGUGGACAGACUUACACAGGCAGAGAGGGAACAAGAACUAGUUUCAGAUGAUGAAAGUAGUAGUGCCCUGGAAGUGUCAGUAAUUGAAAAUGUGCCUCCUGUUGAGACGGAGCAGGCCCUUCCUGAGGACAUCUUUGACACAAGGCCCAUUUGGGAUGAGUCCGUUGAGACUCUGAUUGAGCGCAUUCCUGAUGAAACUGGGCCUGACCCUGCUGAAGAUCCACAGGAUGAGCAAGAGAGGACCGAAGAGAGACUGGCACAUAUUGCUGAUCACCUUGGAUUCAGUUGGACAGAAUUAGCAAGAGAAUUGGAUUUCACGGAAGAGCAAAUACAUCAAAUCCGGAUAGAGAAUCCGAACUCCCUCCAGGACCAGAGCCACGCCCUGUUGAAAUAUUGGCUCGAAAGGGAUGGGAAACAUGCUACAGACACAAACCUCACCGAGUGCUUAACCAAGAUCAACCGAAUGGAUAUUGUUCACCUAAUGGAGGCCAACACUGCUGAACCCCUCCAGGAGCGCGCUAAUCGCAGCUAUGCAGAAAUUGAACAGACAAUCGCCCUGGAUCAUAGUGAAGGGUUUUCAGUGCUCCAAGAAGAGCUGUGCCCGCCGCAACAGAAGAAGGAAGGGGAGCACGCUGUUUCUAAAGAGAGUGAGCUGUCUUCUGAGCAGCCUCCCAUUGUCUCCGAAGAGGACAUUUCUGUCGGUUAUUCUUCCUUCCUCGAUGGCCUCCCCAAGACCGAGGCAGACGUGUCAGUAGCAGAUUUCCUCCAACAACCCCACCCAGAGCAAGAGCCAGAUGAGUUCUCAGGGAAAUUCCAAGACAUUUCGAAAGAUUCAUCUCCUGGAUAUCACCAAGAAUAUUUUGUCACUACUCCGGGAACCGAACAGCCAGAAGCUUCAACAGCUGCCCGAGAAUCUGGCUCUACGCCUGAGGAAAUCACCCCCACUGCUGAAGAGAAAGAAAGGCCAUUUACCCCAGCUUCCAGCGAUCAAGGAGAAUCCCCCAUAGUGCAAGAGCCUGAAGACCUCCAGUUACAGGGGGAAGAGAGUUCCCCUAGGAGAAGUAGCCUUGUGAUCGUGGAAUCAACUGAUGACCAGCCACAAAGAUCGGGACACCACGAUGAAGCCGAUGAGUCUUUUGAAAAGGAGAUAACCAAGGAAUUAGGGGAGCUGGAGGCUAGCUCUGAUGAGGACGCAAUGAUAACUACCAGGGUUGUUCGUCGGCGGGUGAUCAUUCAGGGUGACGAGCUGCCAGAAAUACCACCCGAAACAGUAACGGAAGAGGAGUACACCGACGAACACGGACACACGGUCGUGAAGAAGGUUACCAGGAAAGUCAUUAGACGGUAUAUUUCCCCAGAAGGCACAGAGACAGAAGACAUUACAAUGUUCGGGUCAUCUCAGGAACCUGUCACCAUUGAGGAAGGAGAUGGCUAUUCCAAAGUCGUAAAGCGCAUUGUUCUGAAGAGCGACAGUGAACGAUCUGAGGUAACUUUCUCUGAGCCAGCGGCCUUAGCCAGUGCCUCACAAUUUCAGUCUGAACCAGUGGAAGGCCGCAAGGUCAGCAAAGUUGUUAAGAAAACUAUGGUCCAUGGAGAAAGGAUGGAAAAGCACCUGGGGGAUGCGAGCUUAGCCACUGACCUUCCAUCAGCCAAAGAUGACUUUGAAGAGGACAACAAUGAGUAAAGCCAGCACGGAGAAGAGGAUGGUGGUGAAGGACCAGCAUGGAAAACACGUUCACGUCGAACAACUGGAGGAUGUACCAGAAGCACUAGAUCGAGACGAACUCCAGCACGAUCUCCAGCAACUUCUUAGGCAUUUCUGCAGCGAUGACUGUAAGCAAGAGGCCCAGUGAGGGGCUGCCCUCAUCUCACCCAAGGAAUCCAACCCUUCCCCGGCGCCCCUCCCCAUUCACUCUCUGCCGUCAGUGUAGGGGUCAAGACUUACCCAAUCCAUGGAAGACCCUCCUUUGUCACACGCAGUGAAUUCAGUUUUCUUUUCUCUGCUUUUGUUUUUAACUGUGAGCUAAUUGGUGACCAAAGAGAGCAUCCUUCAUUUUUGGAUGGUUUAUCCACUGUAUCGUUGUCUUCGUGCCGCAUUGGACCUAUGCCACCUCCAUUGUCUCCUUUGCUUCUGCACUAGCUCCAUGGAAAUCCGUGGAUCAAGCCAACUUCACCUGCAGGCCUCUUCAAGGGACUCUUAUCUGCAGCCAGAAAAGGCAUAUCCCCUAAACUGUACAUAGCUAGAGUGCUCAGUCUCAUACAACUUCUAAAAAAAGGCCCACUGCCUCUCAAUUCUCUCGCUUAGAAUGGUGGGAUAAAAGACCUCUAGAAAUUGCUGAACGAUGCUUGAUCCAGCUAUUGCUGAAAAUGCAGAUCUGCUGAGAAAGGAGCACUUCAGACCAAUUGUGACCAUAGGACUUCCAGUUUAGUGAUCUCCGUUGAUAACCUUGAAAUACAGCCCUUUAUCGUGAAAUUACUGCUGACAGUGGCCAGCUCUGCUUUUAAGACUCUUUAACAGGUACUUGGAGAAUUCCUGGGGGGGGGGAGAAAAACACACAAAACAACCAAUUAGGUGAUCAACUUGCUAGCUGCUAUAUCCCUGGGAUGUUGCUUAGUCAGCUCUGAGAUUUGGACCUGUUGGCGGGGUGCAUUAAACGGUUCUAACCACUGAUAGUUUCCUAUUUUCCUCACUGCUUUAGCAAAUCAUGUGGUCUUUACUAGUGAUAUUUUUCUGCUGGCCCCUGCACUGUAGAUAACUAUGGGAAACAAGACUCACCCACUAGACAAAAAGACGAAUUAACUCCUUCACCAUAUUUUUCAUUUUUCAGUAUUGCCUCUUCUCUGAUACAUGCAUGUGGCAUUUAAAGGAAAAAAAAAAAAAAACCAAUCCCCAGAACCUCUUGUAAUCCCAUCGACAGCUUAUUCUCCAUCUUUUGCUCUGAGCACUGAGUGAACAGAUUUUUCCAUCUGCAACUACGUCUCUUGUUUUCAGUUUGCUGAUGGGGUUCAGAAAUCCUUGGACUUUGGUUCGGGUCACUUUGUGGGGUUUGUUUACAUUCUGAACUAACCUUCUAAGGCUCUAAGCAUUACUGCACUUUUCGGGGGGAGGGGGAGGCUUGUGUUAAAGAAGGGAAUAUCAAAAUCUGAAAUCUUUUCUGUGACCUAUAACUUAUCCUACUAGUGGUUGGCGUUGUGUAGCAUUUUAACACAUAUAUAAAUAUAGACCUAUAAACAGCAUAUGUUUUGAAUCAGUUAUUUGAUAAAUGUAUAUUCAGAAAAGAAUGAAAAAAAAAAAUGAGUCAGUCCUCCAGGAACUGAAGUUUUUCCAGUCUCAUCUGGCCUUUUACUAUUGUGCAAAAAUGACUCACUCAGUGCUCUGAAUGUCAAAAACAAAUGCAGCAAACAAUGGCACUUCAUCAUUAAAAUAUCAAUGCCAAGGGAGAGAAACUAUCCUGGGAGGUAAUGGCUAUAAGCCACAACCCCCCAAGACUCCAAAGCUAGCGCUUUUUGGCAGUCAGAUAAGGAAUAAGGGCUCUUUGGCUGACAAAAUGAGUGUGGCCCCUGGUGGACCAUUUCAAGACACACCAUAGCUUUCUUAUUGUCAAGGACCGUACUGGUUGAUCUUUGAUGGGAUUCAAGAAAAGCAUUUCUGUUGUGUUAUUUGCGGUGCAGAUGAUGUCUGUGUAACAACAUAAAUGGUUACUCACCUUUUUUCAUUUUGAUUUUUUUGCUGUGUUAUCAAAGAACUUGAAUACUGUGAGAAGAAGUGAACUUUAAGUUGAUGAAUCAGCAUCUUGUUCCCAUGGUGAUAACACUAAUUGAAUAUAUCUAUGAGGGCAUGUAUUAGUUAAAGAAAAAAAAAAUACAACACUAACAAUACAUAGCUGCAAUGUGUACAAUGGCUGAUUUAAUUAAAUAAAAUGUACAAGUGUUAAAUGUA
Molecule: messenger RNA, 14910 nt
Organism: Ornithorhynchus anatinus (platypus)
Lineage: Eukaryota; Metazoa; Chordata; Mammalia; Monotremata; Ornithorhynchidae
Gene: ANK2
Product: ankyrin 2
Exons: 50
Coding region: 667-12654 (3995 amino acids)
Biological process (GO): regulation of cardiac muscle contraction; protein localization to T-tubule; signal transduction
Cellular component (GO): T-tubule
Molecular function (GO): protein binding
Source: RefSeq, a predicted model, not a curated record